AUGUCUGGCCGAGGAAAGCAGGGAGGCAAGGCUCGCGCUAAGGCCAAAUCCCGUUCGUCCCGGGCCGGACUGCAGUUUCCUGUGGGCCGGGUGCACCGUUUGCUCCGCAAAGGCAACUACGCCGAGCGGGUCGGUGCCGGAGCUCCGGUUUACAUGGCGGCCGUGCUGGAGUAUUUAACUGCUGAAAUUUUAGAGCUGGCGGGAAACGCAGCUCGGGACAACAAGAAAACCCGUAUCAUCCCCCGCCAUUUGCAACUAGCAGUACGCAACGAUGAGGAGCUCAACAAACUCCUCGGGGGAGUCACCAUUGCUCAAGGCGGUGUCUUGCCAAACAUCCAGGCUGUUUUGCUGCCUAAGAAAACCGCGGCCAAGUCUGCUCCCGCCCCCAAAAAGGGCUCCAAGAAAGCUGUGACCAAGGCUCAGAAGAAAGAUGGCAAGAAGCGCAAGCGCAGCCGCAAAGAGAGCUACUCCAUCUACGUCUACAAAGUGCUGAAGCAGGUCCACCCUGACACCGGCAUCUCCUCCAAGGCCAUGGGCAUCAUGAACUCCUUUGUUAACGACAUCUUCGAGCGCAUCGCCGGCGAGGCUUCCCGCCUGGCGCACUACAACAAGCGCUCCACCAUCACUUCCCGGGAGAUCCAGACGGCCGUGCGCCUGCUGCUUCCCGGGGAGCUGGCCAAGCACGCCGUGUCGGAGGGCACUAAGGCCGUCACCAAGUACACCAGCUCCAAGUAGCAUUGGGUCUGCAAAAAAGCUCCGAAAUCAU
Gracilinanus agilis (Agile Gracile Mouse Opossum) is the source of this 766-nucleotide messenger RNA. RefSeq names its product histone H2B type 2-E-like. Gene Ontology annotation, molecular function: DNA binding; structural constituent of chromatin; protein heterodimerization activity. The record is from RefSeq and is a predicted model, not a curated record. The coding region runs from base 1 to 735 and encodes 244 amino acids. The transcript is spliced from 3 exons. Gene Ontology annotation, cellular component: nucleosome. Lineage: Eukaryota; Metazoa; Chordata; Mammalia; Didelphimorphia; Didelphidae.